CAGUGGCUGAAUGUCAGCAGGAACGCUCUCAGAUCAAGAACAAAGAGACAGCCAUGACGUUACUGCGAGCCAAACUCUACAGCGCCCGGCUGGAGGAGGAGACCAGUAAGAGAUACCUGGCUCGAAAACUACAGAUUGGCACCAAAGGCAGAUCAGAGAAAAUCAGGACUUAUAACUUCUCUCAGGACCGGAUCACCGAUCACAGGAUUGGGAAAACCAUUCACGACGUGCAUGGCUUUUUACAAGGAGAGGAACUGCUCGAGGAGAUGAUUGUGUUUCUGCAACAGUUUUCUGAACAGGAAUCUCUUAUGGACGUUCUCCAAGACAGUGAUCAGAAUCAGUAGUUAUUUGCGGCAAUAAAGAAAUGUGUGAA
Sinocyclocheilus grahami is the source of this 373-nucleotide messenger RNA. RefSeq names its product peptide chain release factor 1-like, mitochondrial. The record is from RefSeq and is a predicted model, not a curated record. The transcript has 2 exons. The coding region runs from base 54 to 344 and encodes 96 amino acids. Gene Ontology annotation, biological process: mitochondrial translational termination. NCBI's taxonomy places the organism in Eukaryota, Metazoa, Chordata, Actinopteri, Cypriniformes, Cyprinidae. Gene Ontology annotation, cellular component: mitochondrion.